CUGUUUUUGUUUCUGUUGUUUUCACUUUUCACCAACAAUUUAAACUCAUCAUUUAAAAGAAAUCAAUUAAUCAGUGAUUCUCCCAAUAAAUAUUAAUCAAAUUGUCAAAGUGUUUCUACUCUCCAAAGGAAAAAUAAAUUCUCCCAAAAUUUAAUUUCACCUUCGCUCUUAAUCAAUUGUCUCUCUGUUAUUAUGGAUUCUCAAGAAAAUAACAAUUCAAAUAUGGCCAAUGAUAGUGAUGAAGCUGAAAAGGAGACCAUGGAGGAGAUAGAGGAAGAGGAGGAUGAAGAGAUGGAGGAAGAUUUAGUUUCCGAUGAUGCAUUUUGGCAUGUUGAAGCAAGUUGGCUCAAUGGAUUUGAGCCUGGAAUGAAUAUUGAGAUUGUACAUGACGAGAAAAAGUAUUGGGUCGCUAAAAUAAUCAACGUUUUCUCCAACCUUUUAUCCAUCAAAUGGGCUGGCUGUUCAUCCGAUUCCUGGAUUGAUGUUAAAGCUAAUAAAUGUUUCCCUUAUGGUUACCUGAAACAUGACCAUGAAUUUACCUUCGAGGCUCCCGAUAAGGUACCAAUUAGUUAUGAAGCCGCUUGUGAUUAUGAAGUUGAAUAUACCGAUGAUGGAGAGCCGGUUGAUAAAAGUAAACCGUUGAGUUUAUAUCUUUCUGGUGGACUCAAUCCGGCUCAUGUUUUCAAGGUUGGAAUUAUACUGGAAAUAUCUCAUCGACUUGAUCCAGAUAAACACUGGUUCGCUGAGGUUAAACGUAAUGUUGGCGGUAGAUUAUUUGUUAAAUGGGUUCACUCAUGUGAUAAAGAACCCGAUUCAGAGCCAAAUACUCCGGUUGAAUUUUGGAUCUUCUAUAGUCACCCUCGAAUUUAUCAUUUGGGUUAUGCUAAAGAGGAAGGUGACAUCUCUUAUGAGCCCGUUUUCCUUUACAAUUCUUGGGUCUCCGAUAUAGCUAAAAUUUUAUCCGCUCAAGACGCUGAGACAACUCAAACCGCUAAAUAUUUACUUAAUUUGGCUAAAUCAAAGAGACCACCAUUACUUGAUCCAUCAUCCAUAAAGAAUAGUAAUCUAAGUGAUUUAGCAUUAACCUUUCCCUCUAUGGGUAAAUUGGUUCCUGUUAUCAUUCAAAAUAAAGGAGAUGAUCAUAUUAUCGUGUCCAGUCAAACCGGAAAAAUGGUCAGCUGUUAUCCAAAUGAUGACAAUGUUAUCCUUUUACCAAGUUCAUGGGCAGAAGAGCAUGAUUUUAGUUUAUACAAUUUUGAAGAUGCUACAAAUGAUUUACGUAAUUAUCUUAACAAGCACAAGGCCAACGAAGCUCCAAUUAAAUUGAUUGAUGAUGAUGAUAGAAUACAAAAAUUCAAAGUCAAUCAUAAACUUCAAGUUGUUCACCCUCACGAUCCUACAAUGAUAUGUGAAGGUAUUGUCACUAGAUUGACACCACCUUUGGUUUGGGUCGAAAUCUCAGCUGACCUGGUUACUGUGCUGCCUUAUAAUUCAACCGAUUUGUAUCCCUCUGGUUUCUGUGAGGAUAAUUCAUAUACUCUGACAAAACUGUUGACCUCUUCAACCACUUCCAGUACAACUAAAAAACUCGUCAAGCGUCGUGAUGAGUCAAAUGUUGGUGAAAAUUCAACUGAAAAAUCAUCUGAAACCAAGGCAGCAGCCACAAUACCACCAGAACCUUCAACAUCUCGUUCUCAUGUUUGUCCUAGAAUUUAUUUUAACCAUAAAUGUUUUACUGGCCCUUUAUUGAGUAAAACAAAGAUUCGAGAGUUACCUCGAUUUGUUGGUCCAGGACCCGUUUUAUUAGUUAUGCAAGAAGUUAUCGCAAAAAUUAUUUCCGUUGCCUAUGUACCACCAAGAGUUCUUAAUGAGAUGAGUUCACGAUCUUUUGUUGAACUUUUAUCGAAAAACAAACUCAAAUCUGCUCGCACAACAAAUUUCAAAGCCAAAUACAACAAGAAAGCAUUCCGAGAUGAGAUAAUUGUUAUUUCUGAUACUAAAGAUGUAGCUGAAUAUUGUAAACUGGUUUGUGGUCAUCUUAAGUGUUGCUAUCAUCUUUUUGGUCCUGAUCUUUAUGAUGGUGAUGAUUGUCCAUCUCAUUGUAGAGGUUUACGAAAAACCAACAAAGUUCUCAAACGUGCAAUAUAUUAUCGUCAAAAAGCAGCUAAAACAAAAACCCCCGCUGAUUCUGUAGGUAAACAGGUUGAUUCACCUGCAGGAUCAUCUUCGGGUGCCAAAGAGUUGGAAUCAUCUGAAAACAUUGAACCAGAGGUUGAAACCAAGGGAAGAGGUAGACGAACAAGAGAAGCCAAAGAAACACUGAAACAGGGUAAAGUGUCACCAAUAAACGCUAACCCAACUACAGCCACGAACACAACUAAUCAACCGAUUCAAUUAAUGACUCGUAAAUUAUCAGCGGCUUUAAGAAAAGGUGGAGAUGAUGAAAAUUCCCAAGAAAACUGUCCAUCUGAUAAAUCGGGCGAUUUUCGUGAAGAAUCACCAAGUGAUACAAAUUUCCGUGAAUCAACCAAUCUUAGCCGUAGUAAACGUAAUGAUAAAACGUACGAAAGGUCAAUUCCUAAAUCAUCCAGCAACAAUACCAAUAAUAAUACCAAUAAUAAUACCAAUAACACUAAUAAUAAUACUAAUAGUAAUAACAAUAGUAAUAAUAAUAAUAAUAAUAAUAAUAAUAAGCGUAAAUAUGAGGAAAUCAUGGAAACUGUUUCAAGUAAUGGUUCAGAAAAUUCACUUGACCAUCAUCUUGUUUCUCAACCAAAUCGUCACCAACAAAAUCGUCGCCGUCAACAUAUAUCACAUCUUGAAAAGAAAAUGGUCCGGCGACUUCCACCUCCACCACCACCGCCUCGAAAAUCUCACAAACCUGAAGCUUCAACUGCUUAUAAAUUUGAUCCAAAUGAUCGUCUUCAUCCGGUCAACUGGUCAACUCGAGAUGUUAGCAAUUAUUUCCGAGACAAUAGAUGUUACACUCUCUCUGAUACCCUUUUUGAACAUGAAAUUGAUGGCUUGGCUCUCCUUCUUUUGGACAAUAAAUCACAAUGGAUGAAUCUAAUGUUAGGAUUUUCUCGGAGCAAUAAUCUCGACGAUGUGAAUAAAUUAUCUCAAAUAAUUCGUAAACUUAAAUCACGCUUUUUCCCUGGAGCGAGUCAAAAUUAUAUCCAAUUAGUUAUCAACAAAGUAGCUCUUCAAAGACAAACAAGACAACCUUUAAAUUGUUAACCAACAAUUUAUUUAUAUUCCCACAAUUUAAAACAAAAACAAAUCUCUUUCCUUAUUUAGUUUUACACAUGCAUAUCUCAUACAUAUAUUUAUCUCUCUCUCUCUUUCUUUCUCUAUUCACAAUUAAUUAAAAACGACAAAAAAUCAUCAAUAAUAAUAAGAAA
Messenger RNA from Panonychus citri (citrus red mite), 3401 nucleotides. RefSeq names its product scm-like with four MBT domains protein 1. NCBI's taxonomy places the organism in Eukaryota, Metazoa, Arthropoda, Arachnida, Trombidiformes, Tetranychidae. The record is from RefSeq and is a predicted model, not a curated record. Gene Ontology annotation, cellular component: nucleus. Gene Ontology annotation, biological process: regulation of DNA-templated transcription.